This is a messenger RNA of Echinops telfairi (small Madagascar hedgehog), 2896 nucleotides long. It is a transcript of the gene ITIH1, whose product is annotated as inter-alpha-trypsin inhibitor heavy chain 1. Gene Ontology annotation, molecular function: serine-type endopeptidase inhibitor activity. The transcript is spliced from 22 exons. Lineage: Eukaryota; Metazoa; Chordata; Mammalia; Afrosoricida; Tenrecidae. Bases 55 to 2754 code for a protein of 899 amino acids. Gene Ontology annotation, biological process: hyaluronan metabolic process. The record is from RefSeq and is a predicted model, not a curated record.
UCCUGGUCUCAGGGAGUAAGGGGACAGCGGGGGCCCACGACUAGGGACGGCGCCAUGGGGCUGCGUGUGCUGCUGGGGGUCUUCCUGAUGUCCCUCCCCGCUCUGCAGGCCUGGUCGGAUCAGGGCUCGGACCCAGGCAGGCUCAGGGGCACUGAGAAGCGCCAGGCCGUGGGCACAGCCGAUGGCGUGGUCAUCCGGAGCAUGAAGGUCAACUGCAAGGUUACCUCCCGCUUUGCACACUACGUCAUCACCAGCCAGGUGCUAAACAACGCCGACCGGGUCCAGGAGGUGGCCUUCGAAGUGGAAAUCCCCAAGACGGCCUUCAUCAGUGACUUCGCAAUCACCUCAGACCGGAACGCGUUCGUCGGGAACAUCAAGGACAAAGUGACCGCCUGGAAGCAGUACAGGAAAGCCGCCAUCUCUGGGGAGAAUGCCGGCCUCGUCCGGGCCUCCGGAAGGACCAUGGAGCAGUUCGCCAUCCACUUCACCAUCGGCCCCCGGAGCAGGGCCACCUUCCACCUGACCUACGAGGAGGUGUUGAAGCGCACGCUGGGCCAGUACAACAUUGUCGUCAAAGUCAAGCCCCAGCAGCUGGUGCAGCACUUCGAGAUCAACGUGGAUAUCUUCGAGCCCCAGGGGAUCAGCAAGCUGGACGCCCAGGCCUCCUUCCUCUCCCAGGACCUGGCCCACAUGAUCAAGAAGUCCUUCUCAGGGAGAAAGGGCCACGUGCUUUUUCAUCCCACGGUGAGACAGCAGCAGUCCUGCCCGACCUGCCCCACGUCCCUGUGGGAUGGGGACUUCACGGUGACCUACGAUGUCAAUCGAGACAAGAUCUGUGACCUCCUGGUCGCCAAUAAUCACUUUGCCCACUUCCUGGCUCCCCAAAACCUGACGAACCUGAACAAGAACCUGGUCUUCGUGAUUGACAUCAGCGGCUCCAUGCAGGGCCAGAAAGUGAAGCAGACCAAAGAGGCUCUCCUGAGGAUCCUGGGGGACAUGCGGCCGGACGACCACUUCGACCUGGUUCUCUUCGGGUCUCAAGUGCAGUCCUGGAAGGGCUCGCUGGUGCAGGCCACCGCCGCCAACCUGCAGGCAGCUCGGGAUUUUGUGCAGCGCUUCUCCGUGGCUGGGGCCACAAACCUGGACGGCGGUCUGCGGCGGGGAAUCGACACCCUGAACAGGUCCCAGGAGGCCGUCCCUGCGCUGCGCAGCCACGCCUCCAUCCUCAUCAUGCUGACCGACGGCGAGCCCACCGAGGGGGAGACAGACCGUUCCCAAAUCCGGAAGAACGUCCGCAACGCCAUCCGGGGCAGGUACCCGCUCUACAACCUGGGCUUUGGGGACAGAGUGGACUUCAACUUCUUGGAGGCCAUGUCCAUGGAGAACAACGGGCGGGCCCAGAGGAUCUAUGAGGAUCGGGACGCCACCCAGCAACUGAAGGGCUUCUACAACCAGGUGGCCACCCCCUUGCUGAUGGACGUGGAGCUGCGGUACCCGCAGGACACAGUAGCCGCCGUGACACAGCACCAGCACAAGCAGUUCUACGAGGGCUCCGAGAUCGUGGUGGCAGGGCGCGUGGCUGACCACCAGCCGGGCAGCUUCAAGGCUGAUGUGCGGGCCCGGGGGGAGGGCCGGGCGUUCCAGACCACGUGCGGGGUGGACCAGGAGCAGAUGAAGAGGCUGCUCCGGGAGCGGGGGCAUGUGCUGGAGAACCACCUGGAGCGGCUCUGGGCCUACCUCACCAUCCAGGAGCUGCUGGCAAAGCGGAUGAAGGUGGAGGGGGAGGAGAAGGCUGACUUGUCUGCCCAGGCCCUGAAGAUGUCCCUGGACUAUCAGUUCGUGACCCCACUGACCUCCAUGACCAUCAGUGGCAUGGUUGACCAGGAUGGCCUGAGGCCCACAAUCGACAAGCCCUCAGAGGACGACUUCUCAGAGCUGGUGGGACCCAGAAGGAUCUACAUGCUGCCUGCCUGGCAACCCUUGCCAACACACGCCAGCCCUCUGGGCCAGCAGCUGCCUGAUCAAGUCACUGGUGUGGACACUGACCCCCACUUCAUCGUCCAUGUGCCCCAGAAAGAGCUCACGUUGUGCUUCAACAUCAAUGAGCAGCCAGGCGCAAUUCUGAACCUGGUGCAGGACCCCGACACAGGCUUCUCUGUGAACGGACAGCUUGUUGGCGACCAGGCUGGGCAUGGGGGCACAUACUUCGGGAGGCUGGGCAUCGCCAACCCUGCGACGGGCUUUCAGCUGGAAGUGACUCCUGGGAACAUCUCACUGGGCCCCGGCUCAGGUGGACCCGUGUUCUCCUGGGCGGACCAGGCCGUGCUGCGGCAGGACGAGGUGGUGGUGACUAUCAACAGGAAGAGGAGCCUGGUGGUGUCCGUGGGCGAUGGGGGCACCUUCCAGGUCAUCCUGCACCGGGUGUGGAAUGGGAGUGCCGCCCACCAGGACUUCCUGGGCUUCUACGUGCUGGACAGUCACCAGAUGUCGGUUCGGACCCACGGCCUGCUGGGACAAUUCCUCCACCCCUUUGAAGUUGAAGUGUCCGGUGUCCACCCAGGCUCUGACCCGGAGAAGCCAGAUGCCACCAUGGUGGUGAAGAACCACCGGCUGACGGUGACCAGGGGCACGCAAAGAGACUACAGUAGGGACCCCCGGCGUGGAGCCGAGGUGGCCUGCUGGUUCGUCCACAACAGUGGGGCUGGCCUCAUCGAUGGCCUCCACACGGACUACAUUGUCCCUGACAUCUUCUAAGCCCUGCGUCCAGCACCCCUGUCCCCACUGGGCCUUGGGAAUCAUCCCACCUGCUGCCCCGGCCACACCUCCCUUUCGAAGCUGACGCCCCAGCGCCCCAGCAUUAAACAGAGGCUGCGUGCGAUCAGCUGUGUUCACUGCA